Phycodurus eques (leafy seadragon) is the source of this 2440-nucleotide messenger RNA. RefSeq names its product palmitoyltransferase ZDHHC18-B-like. Gene Ontology annotation, biological process: protein targeting to membrane; peptidyl-L-cysteine S-palmitoylation. NCBI's taxonomy places the organism in Eukaryota, Metazoa, Chordata, Actinopteri, Syngnathiformes, Syngnathidae. The record is from RefSeq and is a predicted model, not a curated record. The transcript is spliced from 9 exons. Bases 427 to 1785 code for a protein of 452 amino acids. Gene Ontology annotation, molecular function: protein-cysteine S-palmitoyltransferase activity. Gene Ontology annotation, cellular component: Golgi apparatus; endoplasmic reticulum.
ACAGGCGGGCAGCAUGCACUGACGAGCCGACAUUAAAGCAAUUGAAUUCAUCCUCAACGUUACGAAAGCGGUAGAAUCCGGUGAGAAAUGUCUUUUCUCCACGUCAGCGCUUGAUUCACAAGUCACAAUAUAGUAGUGUAGUUGAAUGUGGCACGUGAGCGGCUAAUGGCUCAAAGGCUAAAAGGAUGCGCGGUGGUGAACCUUUUCAAUGGACGCCAAUUUGGCAUGUGAAGGAAAGGGGACACGUGCAAAUAUCCGUCCGCCAUGGAUGACAACGAAUGUAAAUCCGGGGACGGCGCUUUCGUGUUCUUUGUAGCUGGCUAUUCCUAGUGCCUUUGUGUGCGCCUGACUAUUGAGCCAAAACGUGAUGACGUCACUGCCCCGUACGGAAAAGUCGUGCUAAAGUGUGGCACAACAAGUCCUGUCAUGAAUAAAGGCGACUAUCAGCAAAUCGAGCCCGGCAAACCGGGGACCUCCACGGCCACCUCGCCGUGUCACCAACUCCACGGGGAGGACCGCAGCAGCGAGCCCCCGAGAAGACCCAGGAGGAGGUGGGAGGUCCUUCCGGGCAAGAACCGCUUCUUCUGCGAUGGACGCCUCAUCACAGCCCGCCAGAGCGGUCUACUGCCCCUGACCCUUGGCCUCAUCUUUGUCACAAGUGGAUUAUUCUUCAUCUUCGACUGUCCUUUCCUUGUCGAGCACCUGUCGGGCUGCAUACCCGCCGUCGGAGGAGUCCUCUUUGCGUUCGUGGCGCUCACGCUGCUGCGGACCACCUUUUCGGAUCCUGGCAUCCUGCCUCGAGCCACGCCGGACGAGGCAACCGACAUCGAGAAGCAGAUCGACAACGCCGGUAAUGCCAGCUACCGACCCCCGCCGCGCACCAAGGAGGUGCUCAUCAACCAGCAGGUGGUCAAGCUCAAGUACUGCUUCACCUGCAAGAUGUUCCGGCCACCGCGCACGUCCCACUGCAGCCUGUGCGACAACUGCGUGGAGCGUUUCGACCAUCACUGCCCCUGGGUGGGCAACUGCGUGGGCAAGCGCAACUACCGUUUCUUCUACGCCUUCAUCGUGUCCCUGUCCUUUCUGACAGUGUUCAUCUUUGGCUGUGUGACGACACAUCUGGCGUUGAGAGCCCAGGAUGGGAAAGGCCUGGUUUUUGCCCUCCAAGAGAGUCCUGGCAGCGUCGUGGAGCUGGUGAUUUGUUUCUUCUCAGUGUGGGCCAUCUUGGGCCUCUCAGGCUUCCAUACAUAUCUUGUAGCGUCCGACCUCACCACAAAUGAAGACAUUAAAGGUACUUGGUCAGGGAAGAGCAAUGCAGAAGAUGUCACUAACCCAUACAGUCACAGAAACAUCUUCAUCAACUGUUGCUCGGUGCUCUGCGGACCCAUGCCACCCAGUUUGAUCAACAGACGAGGCCUCCUGCCCGCAGACGAGUCCGCUCAGGCCAGCACGGACAUUGAACUGCCAGCCACGGCCACCAAAAGCGGGAUGAAUGCGUCGAAACACGGAGCUAAAGGUCCGCCGGAGUCCACCGCUCACACGCCGCUGCUGUCCACCCCGUGUGCUCAGGGUUACCGGCGGUCGGCCCGCGGCCCGGCGACGCGACCCGAACCCGCGGCCGCCGUCUCCGCAGAGAGCGGCACGCGCAGGAUCUCCGGCCCGCCGCCUGGCGACACCGCCCACGUGCGCCCCGCCAAGGCCAAAGCCAAGAAAACGAAAAAGCGCUUGCCCAAGCCCACCUCCGAUGUCCCCGCUUCUCACUGUGGCCAAAGGGAGGAGCCUUAAAGGUGCCGGCUCCUUCCCUCUUUCACCUCAAUGACACUUUGCUUAUGAUUUGGUGAACCUUUUUUCAGGGGAAGUUUAUUUAACAAUGGUAUAACAGCUCAAUUUGUUUUUGAAACAGAAGAGAGGCCGUGUGUACAGCUUCAUACAGGAACAGUAAAGGUACACUUUUUACUGAUCUAUUUAUUGUAUUUGUUAUUGUCGCAUUGGCAGUUUUACAAGUAAGUAUGCUUUUUUUAAUUGGUGAAAUAAUGCACUAACAACUUGGGUCCAUGUGUUUGGAUUGUCUUCUGGAUCUUGACGGGCAACGGUUUGAUUUGUGUCAAUGUAAAACCCCAAUAAGCAUCUUGUUUUGUACUCAAAUUGAGUUUGCAUCCAUGGAUAUAGUGUAGUUGUGCACCCGAGUCAUGUUUACUCUUAAGAAGACACCGUUUUUCGGUCCAUUUGGCCAAUUUGCACUAAGCCACCGAGCGGCAGAAAUGCUCGGUAGGCAAGUCGUAUGUGGGGGAAUAUGUCGCGUUUGUCCGCAUUGUAACCUGCAAGGCAAUACUCCUAAAGAUGCAAUGAACAUUACCCGCCCGGAUUGCGUUUCUAAGGAGAAGCAUGUCGUGCUGUGUUUGUAUGACUAUGUCAAGAAUAUUAAACCAAUCAAAAGCUA